UCGGCGCGGACGGCAGGUAGGCCCCUGCGUUCGGGGGGGCGCUGGAGUCCUUCCGAGGGGCGCCGCGCGGCAAGCGGACACCUACAGCUGGCUGAACGCAGGCAACGCCGAGGGCAGCCGGGCGAGCGCUGGGGCUUGCGGCGGCGCCGGUCGAAGGCGGGACAGGAAGGCCCGGGCCGCGCCGCAGCUUCUCCCGCGUAGGGAGCAGGCUCGGGCCGCGGUCCCCUCUGGGGGUGCCCCCACCCCAGGCCGCUUCAGAGGACACGUGUCGGGACGCUGUCGUCUUACCCAUGUCAUAGCCCCUCCCCCAGGUCCGGGAUCCCCGUCCGGCCGGCCCCAUUAUCCCCCGGCCCACCCCUUGCGCUGGCCCGCGGUCCCGGCCGGGUCCCUCUCCUCACCCGUCCGUCUCCCUGGGCGGCGAGUGGCUCGGCCCCCCGCAGAAGACACUCGUCAGCACGUUCUCACCCUGUCAUCUCCUCUCUCCGCCUAGCUCGUCCCCGGCCGAGAGACCCCGGCCCCCUCCAGCCCAUUGUCCGCGGGCCCAGCCCCGCGCUGACCGCAGGCUUGGCCCUACCUACCCCCCAACCCCCCGCCCUCGCACCUCGGCGCGUCUCCCCGGACAACGCGCGGCGCUCCGGGAUGCAGCCCGCGGGGUGGGCGGCCGUCAGGGAGGCGGCAGGCCGUGACGUGCUGGCCGCCGACCUGCGCUGCAGCUUCUUCGCCUCGGCCCUGCGGAGCUACAAGCGCGACUCAGUGCUGCGGCCCUUCCCCGCGUCCUAUGCCCGCCACGACUGCAAGGACUUCGAGGCCCUGCUUGCAGAUGCCAGCAAGUUACCUAACCUGAAAGAACUUCUCCAGUCCUCAGGAGAAAAAGACCCAUGGGCCUGGGACCUGAUGAGCUGGAUUUUAUCGUCAAAGGUCCUGACAAUCCACAGUGCAGGGAAGUCAGAGUUUGAAAAGAUCCAAAAGCUGACUGGUACCCCUCACACGCCUGUCCCCGUGCCGGACUUCCUGUUUGAAAUCGAGUACUCCGACCCAGCCAAUGCCAAAUUUUAUGAGACCAAAGGAGAACGCGACCUCAUCUACGCCUUCCACGGGAGCCGCCUAGAGAACUUCCACUCCAUCAUCCACAAUGGCCUGCACUGCCACCUGAACAAGACAUCCUUGUUUGGGGAAGGGACCUACCUCACCAGUGACCUGAGCCUGGCCCUCAUUUACAGCCCCCAUGGCCACGGGUGGCAGCACAGUCUCCUCGGCCCCAUCCUUAGCUGCGUGGCUGUGUGCGAGGUCAUUGACCAUCCAGACGUCAAGUGCCAAACGAAGAAGAAGGAUUCCAAGGAGAUAGAUCGCAGGAGAGCGAGAAUCAAGCACAGUGAAGGGGGCGACGUCCCUCCAAAGUACUUUGUGGUCACUAAUAACCAGCUCUUGCGCGUGAAGUACCUGCUGGUGUACUCGCAGAAGCAGCCCAACAGCAGGGCUUCCAGCCAGCUCUCCUGGGUCUCCAGCCAUUGGUUUACGGUCAUGAUCACCCUGUAUCUGCUGCUGCUGCUCACAGAGAAGAAAGAGGCUUGGAGAGGUGACUGCCCAAGGUGAAAAAGCCCCAAAGAGGCAGAGCCAAAGCUGACUCUAGAGCUGAAAUAAUAAGACAGGUAAAUGUGAGGCUGCAGCUAGAGGAGCUGCCUGAGCAAAAGGGAUCUGGCCUGAUGGGGUAGGAGGCUGGAGUGGGCAGCACCAGGCUCAAGGUGUGCCAAGGGAGCUCACUUCCCAGGCAAAGACUGUUAGCUCUGCCAUGUCUCAUAAGCACAGUGCACCUGGAUGCUGGAAACAGGCAUCCACACUAUCCCCCGACACCCACACUAUAAUGAGAGCUUUGGGCUCAGCUUCAUUCACCUUUCUAGCCCCGUCAUUGCAGACCCAGUAGGUGAGCUCUGAGGGGCACAUGGCACUGCAUGUGGGGCACGGAGGGACGGCCUCUCCUUUCCACCCCCACUGCCUGCUCAGAGAUUGGGCCAUCAGCCUACUCUGAUUCAAUUGACUUCUUCUAAACCUUGCAUCCAGGGGCUGCCAGCAGCCAAAUCCCCCUGAUUGUCUGAGAUGUUCCCGACAUCAGAGAAUAAACAGUCUCCCCUGUCCAGCCAGCUGUGCUGAGCAGCAUUCCUGUCUCCCAGCCUGCUUGGCCGGGUGGGGCUGCAGCCCUGUGUCCACCUCCAGCAGAGGCCUGGGGGGGCCUGGUGAGUAGCUGGAAGGGAGAGGGGAGGUGACCAUCUGUGUUCAGACUGCACAGCACAUUCCUGUGUCUGAGUCCCCAUUGCACCCCCCUGCCAGGCACCUCAGCCGCUCCUGGCACAAGCUUUUUAUUUGUACUAAUGACUCUUGUGACUUCAGACAAGGUCAAGACAAGGCUACUGUCCCUAGGUUUGGAGCCCCUUCACCCGUGCCCAGAAAGCUGCCUGGGGAAUUUGAAGCUCCUACAUCAUUCUAGGUAGAUCUGAAGGCAUCACACCCCUAAGGCUUGUUUUACAGAGGUGGGCAUCGUAAGUCAGUGCAGAAGCAAGGCAAGACCCCAGGGUUUUUUUAUUUUUUUUGCUGUCCACUACCUUGGAAUGUUGUGGCUAGAAUGACGUGAGGGGCUCUGGGUGAGAGGGGCAGCCCAUGUUUUUGGAGAGGAGCAGAGGUGUUUUCAUCCUACGCCUGUUUUGGAGAUCAGGCUUGUGGCCGAGCCAUUUCCUGAGGAAGCAGUCUCUGGAAAAGCACUGUUCACCCGCCCCUCCUAAAUCAUCCUGUUGGGAGUGGAGCUGGGGCAGCAGGACCUGAGUGGAGCUCUGCCACGUCCAGGAUCCAGUGCCCAGUCGAGGCUUGGCCAGGGUAUAGGAGGCAGCCAGGGCCAGAGGGCAGAUUACUUGGGAAGGGGCUGCCCCGGCCAGCACACACCAUCUGCUUUUCUGCCCUAGGGCUCUGGCCUGGGACUGCAGGGGAGGAGAGAGAAUACCUCAGCCUGUCUGCAGAAAGAAUUCCUCUAGGAGCCCCCUCUGGCCGCAGACAGUGUGGGAGCCCAGGGUAGCCCGGGGGUCUCUGUGGACGGCUGUCUAACUUUCAGUCUGUCUUGGGCUUAUUCUUUUGUCUUUGGCUGCCUGUAUCAGUGUGGAUUUACGUGACUGUUCCACGUUUGUAUGUGUAGGCAGCUGCAUUUCCAGUUGGAAUUGGAUUCCUCAGGGGGAAAUUGUGUGCUUCUGUGUUUGUGUGCAUGUGUAUACAUCCACAUCUCUGUGUAAGCGCGUGUAUAGGGGUAUCUUCGAGGGAAAGUGUGGGCCUCUGUGUCUUUGCAUAGAUGAGUAGGUCUAUACCUGGUGGGAGUACACAUGUGAGCAUUUAGGUUAGUUUGGUAAAAACUUGCGCUUGUCUUUGUUGAUGUAUUAAGUUGAGGCAUAUGUGUCUUUGAGAGCAAGGGCAUAUAUUUGUCACUGAUAUGUUGGUGAGUCUCUGAAAGCGCGGAUGCUUGUCUGUUUACAUUUGUGCAGAAGCAUUCAUUCAUUCAGUCUUCAUUCAUAAAGUGAUUUGCUCAUUUACUAACAGACAUCUUCCAAGUGCUUGCAUUGUGACUGGCCCUAUGCUUGCACAGGGGAUUUAGAGAGGUGUCUAGCUCAUGUCCUAACAUUUGAAAGACCCCGGGGAAGUGUACAAAUGAAGGCUUACAUUCAUGUCUAAAUAUUUCAGUGUUCUAAGUCAAAACAGCAAGAAGCUAAAUGAAAGGCUCCUAAUAACUGGAGGGCUGGGUUUGAUUUGGAAUUCCCAACUCCUGAGUUUUGUGCUGAAAUUCAGCAACACAGAGCGAGUGGCCCCAGCCUCUCCUUCCCCAUCCUGGCUUCAUCCUGUAGCUCACAUGCAUGCGUAAUUCUUCACAUGUGUCCAGACUCCAUGUGUGUAUCCCCCUUGGCCACCCUUUGCACCUAGGGGUGCCCACACCACUGCCAAAGUCUGCCAUAUGGCUGUGAACCGGAACUAAUGCAGUCUCAUAUACCUGGUUUGUAGUCUAGGAGUGGGGCCUGGGUUCCUGGUGGGCCCAUCCUCUUGACCCCAUGGAGUUCUCACUGUGUGGGAUGGUGGGGGUCAGAAUAGAGCCAGAGUGUGGCCAUCUAAAAGGUAGACCUGGAGUAAGGACCCUUCCUGCUUGUUUUCUCAUAGAACAGUCCUGUGUGCUUGUGUGUACAUGGCCGUGGACGUGUUUUCCUGUUCAUCAUUGUUGUGUCUUCUAGAGGGCGGAACCCACAGCUUUUCUCCCACUCUUCCCUCACCUGACUUAGUGAGGACUUAGGACUGUCAGACAGGCUGGGGUGGUGGGAGGAACACUGGCCUGAGUCCGAGUCACUAUCCUGUGCUCAGCUUGGACCUGCUCUGUGAUCUGGCCUCAGUUUCCUCAUCUGUUGGAGUGGCAACGUUGGAUUACCAUGUCUUUAAUUUACAAGCCUUACUUGGUUUACGGAAGGAGUGAGAUUGAUUUCCGGAGUUAAUUACUUUCUAGAAGUUCAAAUUGGGAAUGCUUAGUUGUAGACUGCCUGGGUUCAUAUAGAACCAGGUUUGAAUGCCAGCUUUGCCAUAUGUGCUGUGCCUCCUGUAUGGUUACUCUCCCGCAGGAUGGUGGUGGUGAUUGAAUAAGAUAAACAUGCAUAAAGGGUGGAGCAUCAUACCAGGCUCACAGUAGAUGUUCAAUAAACAUUAGCUUCUGUCCUCAUAUAGGGUCUUUCCAGCUUUCUUACCUUAUAAAUUCUGGGUUAGUAGACAUGUCUAAUUGAGAUAAUUGGAACCUCAUGUUUGGGGAGCUCAGGCGCUAUAUUGCUUGAGGGGGCACAGUUGGAUGAGACAGUCUGGCCCUUAAAUGCCUUCUGAGAAGCUGCCAACUCGAAUAUGUGUGAGCCUCUCCCUCCACUCCAUUCUCUGAUUUGGACCUUUGACAUUUUCUUUAAUUUUAUGAAAAGCUCUAUGGAACAUAGAUCCAACACCUUUUUCUGACCCAAUCCUGCCCUGAGCCCAUCUCUGAUGCUCCGGGAUGCUGAGCUAAGUAGGGGUCAGGCCACAGGGAGGAGCUGGGUCGGGUAAGGCCUCAGGCUGCCCGACAUGUCUGGGCCUGUCUGACACCAGCCCCAGUAGUGGGCAGCCCCAGCUAGGCGGAGGGCACCUGUCUUCCAUGAUUGAUACUCCUGGGAGGGCAGCACUCUGCUCCUGAGCACAUGGCCUUAGGAUCCUGGAGCACUGCGGAGGCUAAGGAGACCUCCAUAGCGCCUGUUCCCCCAAGUCUUCCAGAAUGGCUAAGUUCCAGCAGGAAUGACAUGGAGGGGGUUGGGAGAGGGCAGGUGACAGCGUCUCUCAGCCAGGGCUGGUGGGAGUGACCAUCUUGGGAAUCCCCUGGAGCUUGUGAAAACUGGCAGCUCUUGGACUCUCCGGAAAUAUCCCUGACCUGGAGGGAAUGAGGGAGGGGUCUAGGACCUAGCCAGGGAUUCUGAAUUGAGAAAUGCGCUGAGUAUGAGUUCAGGGUAGCUGACGUGCUGAGGGAGGCCCUCAAGGAGAGGGUCUGCCCUUGAGAUCAUCCUGGGCACCCCUCUGACCCACCUCUCCACACACACACACACAUGGGUGAUGGAGAACUGGUUUGAUGAUCUCUUAGCUCCAGAGGUGACUGGACAGGUGGGAGCAGCUUAAACUGCAAAAGUCCCUCUGGGAGUUAUUUUGAUAUCCCCCCAUCAUCACUGGACUGCUCUAUUUGGAGCCAGAACUGGAAAUUUUCCUCUUAAAAAAAAAAAAUGAAAACAAGGGCACAAGUGGGUUGAGCCCAAAAUAAUGUGUUUAAGGAAAUUUCUGCUUCAUGCUGGCUAGGACAGGGAAUGUCUGGUCAAAGAGUUGCUGACGGCCAGGGUCUCUGUAAGUAAACAGACCGCCUCUGAUGGCCACCCUGAGCUCAUUUCCCUCACCGGUGUGCGAGGAGGGUGAUGUCACCCGAGGAGGGCCUCCUGGUCAUGCAGUUUGUCAGUGAGUAGGUUGGAGGCCCAGUGAGCGCCAGCGGUCUCAGUGCGGCUGUCCAGUUAUUGUGAACAGCUGCUUCUCAUGCAGGCAGUUCUGAUACCCUCCUACACAUGCUCGUCUGUGACAGGACUCCAGCCACAUCCAUGAUCUCACAGCUGAGGGUGUUCCUGGGAAACUUGGGAUUCACUGUGCAGUCCCUUGCUUCCAUGCAAGGCCCCUUCUUCAACCAGAGAGCUGGGGAGAGAGGCACCUAGGUUGGGUUCAGUUGCAGGGAGUGGCCUCUGGAAGUACAGGCCCGUGUCCUGCCCCUGUGGACAGCAGGCUUUGGCGGCACGCACCACUGCCUGUCUCUUGGGGCCAGACAGCCAGGUCCACUGGGGGAGUUUCCAUGAGCAGAGGGCCCAAUUCAGGGGAGGUGGAGUGAGGAAGAAGCCACAAAACUCUCUCUCUGUCUCCUGAACAGGCUCUUGCUAAGCACAGCGGUCGCCAGGUAAGGCUUUUAUGGCGUUUGGAAGCCCUGCAGCAGUUGUUGAGGAGCAGCUGCCAGGGGUUGGCUCAUGCUCUGUAGCCUUCUCCCUAGUCACCCUGUACCAUCCUCACCUUCCCUCCCGGCUGGGUGGUGGGGAGCUGUGAGCCUCCAAGUAGACAGGUGGCCAGAAGCUUCUUGGCAGUGAGCCUUAGCUUUUCAUUUCUUUGUAUC
Messenger RNA from Bubalus bubalis (water buffalo), 6715 nucleotides. RefSeq names its product poly(ADP-ribose) polymerase family member 16 (gene PARP16). Gene Ontology annotation, cellular component: membrane; nuclear envelope; intracellular anatomical structure. The record is from RefSeq and is a predicted model, not a curated record. Bases 640 to 1593 code for a protein of 317 amino acids. The transcript is spliced from 7 exons. Gene Ontology annotation, biological process: endoplasmic reticulum unfolded protein response. Gene Ontology annotation, molecular function: protein serine/threonine kinase activator activity; NAD+ poly-ADP-ribosyltransferase activity; kinase binding. NCBI's taxonomy places the organism in Eukaryota, Metazoa, Chordata, Mammalia, Artiodactyla, Bovidae.